AUAAAAUCCAAUCAUUUAUACUCGGUCAUAGUUGAAACAACAAAUCGAAUCUGGUGUGCAGCGUAAAGUUCUUAAAGCGUGUAUAACAACGCUAUAAUGUAAAUAAAAUUUAUUGAAUAAUCAACGCGGGAUAAUCUUCGGAUAUAAUCAGAUCGUCGGUAAAUCAUUCGUCAAGAAAACUGUAAUUAAGGGGGAGAAACGGAGUGCAAUAAAAACAAACCACGGAACAAUGGAAUCCCCCUGAAUUUGGUCGACGCAGGAAAUUCUUGCCGAACGACCAAGUACCGAAGAAACACGGCCUAAGAAUUAGUCCCAAGCAGGCACUCCUACGUUCAACAAGCCGUCCAUCUCUUCAGCUAUGACCAAGUACAGCGUCACAGACGAGGAUCAAAACGAGGACGCGAGACAAGUUAGACUGACGGGUUUCACUCCCGCCGGAAAUCCAAACCCUCCAGCGACCGCUGAUCACGAUCACCACACACAGUCUCAACCGGAACUUGGUGACAGACUCAGCGCUCCCGCCCCCCAGGAAGCCUCCAAGAUCACUUUCGGCACCCCUGCAUCCGACGAUGUGGAACGAGGCAUGGCGUGUUCCUCAGGAGCAAAAUGGGUCUGUCACCGGAUACGAAGAUCGUGCACGAAGAAGAUACUUUACAGAAGAAUACCGAUGCUCGAAUGGCUUCCAAAGUACAACAGAGGGUAUGCGGUAAACGAUUUGGUCGCCGGUCUGACCGUCGGUCUCACUGUAAUUCCGCAAGCAAUUGCCUACGCAAGUGUGGCCGGGGUUCCUCCGCAGUACGGUCUCUACUCCUCCUUCAUGGCUUGCUUCGUUUACACGAUAUUGGGCCCGUGCAAAGACGUGCCUGUCGGUCCAACGGCAAUCCUGGCUAUCCUGACGAAGGAAACUUUGCACAAAGCUAACCUCGGGCCGGAAUUCGCCAUCCUGCUGACCUUUGUGUCGGGCUGCGUAAUGCUGCUGAUGGGCAUCCUGCAGCUGGGAUUCUUGAUAGACUUCAUAUCCGGCCCUGUUUCGGUUGGCUUCACCUCUGCCGCGGCGAUUAUAAUCGCGACAUCCCAAGUCAAGGAUAUUCUCGGGCUGAAUUUUACGGCAGCGAAAUUCUUACACGUCUGGCAAUCCAUCUUCGAACACAUAUCGGAAACUCGACUGUGGGACGCGGUUCUCGGUGUCGUCUGCAUGAUAGUUCUUCUACUGCUCAGGAAAUUAAAGGACCUCCCGAUCACACCGAAGGACGCUAAGGAACCGACGCCGUUCCAGAAAUCGAUCCUCAGUUGCCUCUGGUUCAUAUCAACGUCCAGGAAUAUAUUGAUAGUGGUUAUCUGCAGCGUCGGAUGUUACUUGAUCGAAGCCCACGCCGGCACUUCGCCAGUCAUCCUUACCGGCUACGUUAAGCCUGGAUUGCCCAGCUUCGAAACGCCGCCCUUCACCGGGGUUGGUGGUAACGAGACUUUCCUGCACUUCGCCGACACCCUCUCGGCUCUCGGAUCCGGAUGCUUCGUUUUGCCACUCCUCAGCCUCCUCGAGAGCAUCGCCAUAUCAAAAGUAUUCUCCAACGGCAAGCAGAUUGACGCAACGCAAGAGAUGUUGGCCCUGGGCACCUGCAACAUCGUUUCGGCGUUCGUAUCUUCGAUACCAGUUACAGGCGGUUUGAGCCGCGGUGCCGUCAACAAUGCUUCCGGGGUUAAAACCACGAUGGGCGGUGUUUACACCGGGCUGAUGGUCCUCCUGUCGUUGCAAUUUUUAACACCAUACUUCUACUAUAUACCCAAGACCGCUCUGGCAGCGGUAAUCAUAGCGGCUGUUGUCUUCAUGGUCGAGUUUCAAGUUAUCAAACCUAUGUGGAGAACGAAAAAAAUCGACCUAAUUCCGGCUUUCGCCACUUUCCUUUGCUGCUUGUUCAUAAGACUGGAAUUGGGAAUAGUUAUCGGUAUUGGAAUCAACCUGUUGUUUCUUCUUUACGCUUCUGCCAGACCGACGCUCAACGUUCGCAAAGCAACGAGCGCCAGUGGGUGUGAAUACCUCGUAAUCACCCCUGACAGAAGCCUGGUCUUUCCCAGCGUCGAAUACGUGAGGGCAGUUGUCAGUAAACAGGGAUUACGACAAGGAAAAACCGUUCCCGUUGUCAUAGACUCGACUCACAUACAAGCUGCCGAUUUUACAGCCGCCAAGGGUGUCAAAAUUCUCGUACAAGAUUUUGCUAGUCGCGGACAGCCGCUGUUAUUCCAUAACUUGAAACCAAGCGUUGUGGAAAUAUUUCGCGGUGUAAAACCGUCCGAUCUUCGAUGCAGCGCAAGCGAAACUGAAUUAAACGACUACCUCAAAGGUGAGAAAUUUAACGAUUAUGAAUUUCAUAUUGGAUUUAUCAGCGGUAUUUAGAAGCGAUAUGACUAAUAAUUAACGUUGAUUUCAUUCAUUUUAGAAUUCUCCAACUUAUCAACGACUCCGGUAACGAGACACUGAGAAACUGAGUCCACCACAAGUAUG
Molecule: messenger RNA, 2503 nt
Organism: Diprion similis
Lineage: Eukaryota; Metazoa; Arthropoda; Insecta; Hymenoptera; Diprionidae
Product: sodium-independent sulfate anion transporter-like
Exons: 11
Coding region: 359-2395 (678 amino acids)
Biological process (GO): transmembrane transport
Cellular component (GO): membrane
Molecular function (GO): sulfate transmembrane transporter activity
Source: RefSeq, a predicted model, not a curated record